Molecule: messenger RNA, 1152 nt
Organism: Uloborus diversus
Lineage: Eukaryota; Metazoa; Arthropoda; Arachnida; Araneae; Uloboridae
Exons: 1
Coding region: 36-830 (264 amino acids)
Source: RefSeq, a predicted model, not a curated record
CAGCACUCGAGUACAUUCGUCAGUCGAGCAACGGCAUGGGGUUGACUGAAAUCGAAGCAGCCGGAUGCCGUGAAAUCCUCAACUACCUGAACGAGCACAAGGUCCUCCGGAUAUUCGCCUGGAAGUUCGGCCUCGAGGAUCCGGCCAGCAUCGUGGCCUGCCUGGAGCGACAGCGACUGCUCAAGGGAUACGGAGACAGCAGUCACAUGUCCAUCCGGCAGAAGGCCAUCGACUACAUCGUCCGGGACGCGAGCAACCCGCUCGAGAUCCUCAGCAGGCAGGACGUCCGGAAGGAACACAUGAAGAAGUACCUGGAAUCCAGGAUGAUGGGUAAGGAGGCCAAGGGCAACAAGGCGGCCAGGCUCAAGAACAUCAUCCUGAGCGCGUGGUUGUCCGCCUACAGAGUGCCGGAUGAAGCGCUGGACAACGGCAAGGCUGUCCUCUUGCAUUUCCUGUCGACCCUCAACGGGGAAUCCGGCACGGAUCCCUUGCCGCUCCGGGAGACGUGCGAGUUCGCCUCCUUGGACUUCAUCUCCAAGAGACAGUCCGGUUUCGCGGGCAGGUCCGGGUUUUACCACGGAGUUGCGGAGAUUGCGAAAAAAGGGAACACCUUCAGGAAUGAUAUCCGGUUCUUCCACUUCGACGAUUCCGACAUGCAGGUCAAAGUGCGGGGCGCCGGACAAAUAGUGGAAAACGGACUCUUUUUCUAUGUCAUACUCACCAUCAUUCGAGACCAGUCGAGGAAUUUCACGCUCGAAAAAGCGCAGAUUGUUACCAGUAUCGACAGUGAGAAUAUGUUGGUUAAUCUGCUGCACAGUCCGCAGUUUUAAUUUCGUGCAACUGUGAAAAGUCGUGGAUAGACAUCAUAGAUUAAAGAAAUAAACAUAGAGAGGCCUUGUCUAUUGAUUGGCCCUUGGAGAUGAAAAUGAAGCCGGAAUUAUGGGAUACAGCCAUGGGCGCCCAUAUUCAAAAUUGUAGGGGGGGGGGGGGCUCAAACACUUUAACCAUGGUUUAGCAGGAUAUUUUUCCCAUGGAAACCGAUUUCAAGACAGAUUAGAGUCAUAAAAAUUUGACAUUUUUAAUAACUUAUUCUUUAACAGCUGGAAAAGAAAUGCUUUUACAUUUUUGCAAAGAAAAAAGUACUAAAAGCAA